Molecule: messenger RNA, 2937 nt
Organism: Gopherus evgoodei (Goodes thornscrub tortoise)
Lineage: Eukaryota; Metazoa; Chordata; Testudines; Testudinidae
Product: E3 ubiquitin-protein ligase TRIM7-like
Exons: 7
Coding region: 100-1533 (477 amino acids)
Molecular function (GO): protein binding; zinc ion binding
Source: RefSeq, a predicted model, not a curated record
GCUCCCGGCUCGCCUCCGUUGGCUGCGGUGCAGAGCCAGCCCCGCGGGAGAGGAGCAGGCGGGGCCCCUGCAGCCCGCUGGGUGUUUGCACGUGCAGCCAUGGAGGGCGCGGCCGGGCCGGCCCGCAGCCUGCAGGACGAGCUGACCUGCCCCGUGUGCCUGGAGUACCUGCGGGACCCGGUCAUGAUCUCGGACUGCGGCCACAACUUCUGCCGCGCCUGCGUCACCAAGUGCUGGGAGGAAUCGGAGCGCAGCCUGUGCUGCCCCCAGUGCCGGGAGCCGGUGCCCCAGCGCCUCUUCCGGCCCAACCGGCAGCUGGCCAACAUCGUGGAGAUCGUCAAGCACUUCGGGGCGCAGGCGCCGGCCGGGCCGGGGGUGUGCGAGCGCCACGGGGAAGCCCUGAAGCUCUUCUGCCAGGAGGACCAGAAGCCCGUCUGCCUGGUUUGCCACCUGUCCUGGGACCAUCGAGCCCACCGGGUGGUGCCCAUAGAGGAGGCCGCCCGGGGCUGUAAGGAGGCACCACAAGAGCAUCUGGCAGGUCUGAGAAAAGACAGAGAAGAAGCCAAAGCCAACGAGGAGAAGAGAAGUGAGGAGCUGCUGAAACAGACAGAAGCUGAGAGACAGAAGAUCCUCUCUGAGUGUAAGGAGCUGCGUGGGUUCCUGGAGGAGAAGGAGCAGUUCCUGCUGUCCCGGCUGGAAGCGCUCGAUGGAGACAUUGCUCAGAGAAGAGAUGAGAGUGUCUCGAAACUCUCAGAAGAAAUUUCCCACAUUGAUAAACUGAUUACUGAGAAGGGAGGAGAGACAGAGCAGCAGCCGAUGAGCCAGUCCCCGCAGGGUGGUGGCGGCAGCAUGAUCGGCAGCGAGAACUGGACGUUUCAGAAGCCGGAGCCUGCAUUUGCAGAGCUGGAAAAAAGACUCAGGAGUUUCUCUCAGAAAAGCGCCGUCCUGAAGGAAGUCCUGCUGGAGUUCAAAGAAAAUCUGCGCUUCGAGCUGGAGAACGACACAGCCGAUAUAACUCUAGACCUGGACACCGCAAACCCCUAUCUGGUGCUGUCUGAGGAUAAGCGCAGCGUGAGGCUGAGGAGCGCCCCGCAGGAUGUGCCGGCCAGCCCCAAGAGAUUCGAUUUCUCCUUCUCUGUCCUGGGGGCUGAGGGCUUCACAUCAGGGAGGCACUACUGGGAGGUGGAAGUGGGGGACGGGGACAGCUGGGCCGUGGGAGCUGCCAGGGAGUCGGUGAGGAGGAAGGAGAAGAUCGACUUCACGCCCGAGGAGGGGAUCUGGGCGGUGGGGCUGAAUUGGAAGGGCAAGAACUGGGACCAAUACCAGGCUUUCACCUCCCCUGAGACUCCCCUGUCCCUCUGUGAGAGGCCCAGGAAGAUCGGGGUCUACCUGGACUACGAAGGGGGGUGGGUGGCGUUCUACAACGCUGAUAACAUGGCCCCCAUCUUCACCUUCACAGCCGCCUUCUCGGAGAAAAUAUUCCCUUUCUUCUGGCUCUUCUACGUGGGCUCCUCCCUCACACUUUGCAACUGACACGCCUGGCCUGGUUUGUUCCUUAAGGGGACCUGCAAAGGGUGGGGGUCCUGCCCCUCUGUUCUUUGUUGUUGUUGGGUUUGGAUUUGUUUGUUUUUUGCUGCUUUCUGAAGUAUAAAGAGAGCCUGAAAGGUUGAAAUGAUCUCCCCCCCCCCACCAAAAAAAACCAAACAACAAACGUUUAUCUUCUCGUUACACUAGAAAUUCAGAGCUUGUCUACCCUGGAAAACACUAUGGUCCGCUGAGAAUCUCAGCUUAGAUGCUGAGGAGCACAAGUUGUAUUGCCUUUCAGUGAGACUUGUGCUCCUAAGUGAUUUUUGGAUGGUUUUUAAACACCCCCCGGUCUGUCUUGGAAGACUAUAGCUCACUGGAGACCUGGCAGCCAUACCAAAGAACCUGCUUGAGAUGAAGUGAAUUAUUUUAUUCAGGCAGGUUAAUUUUUUUUAAACACCCCACGAACUCAGUUGCCCCACACACCCUUGGGAGAAAAGCUCUCUGUUAAUGAUUCACCACUCCUGCCUGCUCAUUUGAGCACCUAAUCCACAUCUCUGAGACCUCCAGUGAGUCUGCCAGAGAAGACCAGACUUGAUUGUCCUGAUGGCUCAGUGGUAAAUCAAGCUGCAUGGGGGAAGAAGGCAUAAUCAGCUGGGCGUUUUUUGUUUUUGCUCUUUGCAGGUCAUCUUUUGCGAAUGUAGCUGCUCCCAUUCCCUCUCCCUUUCCUCCCCAGCCUUAGCAGUAGGACGCUUUAUCUCAUAACACAAUGUUAUUCCUUCUCCUGGCCACUAGCACGUAAUGGGGUAAAAUCUGCUUACCCCUUCUGUUGCUUUCCCUAUGUCGUCAAAUACGUAGUGAGCAUUAUAGGGUUGCCCUUGAUGUUGGUGUUUUGGGGCCAUAUUGAGGCGGCCGGAAGCCCAGGGCCCUCGGUUUUGCUCAGACUUGUCGGGCAUGAGCUGUAGCUGACCUGAAGGCUUGGGGGUGGGGGAGUCUGCGAUUACGUGCUGAUCCACUGGUGAAUGGAGUCUAGAGGCCACGUCCUGGAGCUGCAUGUGAGAUAAGCAAGGAUAGUUGAACCCAGAGGGUUCCCAUUGAGCCCAGUGGGGUUGGAUGAUGGUUUUGAGUUACACUAGCACAACUGCAAGUUACAGCAGUUUGGAGUUACUCCAGUGUCAAUUGAGAGCAGACUCCAGGAGUCAGUCCAGAUCUGAUUCCCGCCCUAAACCCCACUGAUUUCAGGAGUUGCCCUGGUUUAACACAGAUUCCACACUGUAAAGUUAACCAGAGGGGUUUUCCAUCGGCUUGUAUCUAACUCCAGCCUAGCAUUCACACUAGCCUCUUUAACCCAUCAGUGCUGUGUGUCUCUGAACUCUCGGUUUCAUAGGAAAAUAAAAGUCACUGUGCAAACAG